Messenger RNA from Spodoptera littoralis (African cotton leafworm), 1446 nucleotides. The record is from the annotation of a GenBank genome assembly. Lineage: Eukaryota; Metazoa; Arthropoda; Insecta; Lepidoptera; Noctuidae.
AUGUCAUCAAAAGGGGAAACAGAGGCCGACUCCGGCACCGUGUCACCAAAUUUAUCUGCAGUCAAAAAUGAACCGGUGGCCACCAAUAGCAAAGAAACUCCAAAAAGAGGUGGUACAUUAUUAAAAUGUACCACAUGCAAUAGUUUUAGUACCUUAAGUAGUCGAGCCCUAACCACCCACAUGGCCCAAUGUUCCCCUGACAACAAUAAUGUGGCAGCUGCACAAAAUGCUGAUCCCCGGCCACACAGAAAGCUAUUUGAAUGCGAUGUGUGCAACAUGAAGUUUUCAAAUGGCGCCAAUAUGCGUAGACAUAAAAUGCGGCACACUGGAGUAAAGCCGUAUGAAUGUCGCGUUUGCCAAAAAAGAUUCUUCCGCAAAGAUCAUUUGGCAGAACAUUUCACUACUCAUACUAAGAGCUUGCCGUAUCAUUGCCCAAUCUGCAACCGAGGAUUCCAGCGCCAAAUUGCCAUGCGCGCACAUUUCCAAAACGAACACGUUGGACAGCAUGACCUCGUUAAAACUUGCCCCUUGUGUAGUUAUCGUGCACCCACCAUGAAAAGUCUAAGGGUUCACUUCUUUAACAGACAUGGAAUUGAUUUGGACAACCCUGGACCUGGGAACAACUCUUCUGUAUCUCUGCUAGCUGCGGGUAUCGCCAAUGCCGCAUAUGCUGACGGUACAAUGGACCCCAGCGCCAUCAAUGCGCUUGGUGCACUGGGAUCCAGCCUAUCCGUGUCCGUUGCUGCAACAUACUCGGACAGUGGAGAAAGUAAUGGUGCCCGCUCUGUGGACAAUGCAACACCACCCAUGCACUACUUGACCCCACACGUCGAGAUUUCAAUGGCCGACAAUAACGAAACCUUCUCUCCCGGCCAAAACCAUUUAGGCAACUCUGAUUCGCGCAUGAACGGCGAAGGGCCCAGCUCACCUCAAUCUGGUGACAGCGCCAUCGCUAGCAGCUCCCUAUCAGCUGGACUACCUACAAAUAUAACUCCGUCCAUUACUUUGAUACCCAUAAAACAGGAACCCAACACUCAAGAAGAGUCUGCUAAUAAUGAAAUGCGGGAAGGCGAAACAAAUGGGGGCGAUAAACGAGGCGUAUCCUCGAGUCUGUCAUCUCUGAUCAAGGUGUCACCGCUAAAAAGUUUAUUAAGAGAAGAUUUGCGCCGGCGCAUCUCUGCUCGUGGACGCGCUCGGGGCUCUAGCGCUUCACGCGCCUCUCCGUCGGAAGGCGGAGUGAUCACUUCGACGCACGGGGACGCCGCCAUGCUGCCUUCGUCUCUCGUAUGUACAUUUUGCUCCAUAACAUUUCCAGACUCCACACUGUACUUCCUGCACAAGGGCUGCCACUGCGACUCCAACCCUUGGAAGUGUAACAUUUGCGGCGAACAGUGCUGCAAUGUGUACGAGUUCAACUCCCACCUGCUGAGCAAGAGCCAUCAAUGA